Messenger RNA from Gadus chalcogrammus (walleye pollock), 2283 nucleotides. RefSeq names its product phosphatidylinositol-5-phosphate 4-kinase, type II, alpha a (gene pip4k2aa). The transcript is spliced from 11 exons. The coding region runs from base 921 to 2249 and encodes 442 amino acids. NCBI's taxonomy places the organism in Eukaryota, Metazoa, Chordata, Actinopteri, Gadiformes, Gadidae. Gene Ontology annotation, biological process: phosphatidylinositol metabolic process. Gene Ontology annotation, molecular function: phosphatidylinositol kinase activity. The record is from RefSeq and is a predicted model, not a curated record.
AACGCAGGCUGUCACCUCCCCUCCGUCGAGCUGUCAGUUGACAGCCACACACACGUAAAGGGCUCGGGAUUUAGCUGUUGCGGAUAGAGCUGUUAGUACUAGAUAUGUCUCGUAACGUUUUAAUAGCGACCGGGCGAAGCCAGAUACCUUCAGCGCAAUAGACAGUCAGUGAGCUCUGUGGACUGACCUCCAAUACGCAACGUGACGAGCGCUUAAACGUUGGCUAGCUGUAGCGGCUAGUGGGUUAGCUUAGCUAGCUGAUGAACGGAGCUUUUCCAGCUGCAAGGACUGCGCGGUGAAGUGCUCUCGGUUCCUCCGUAGCCGUCAUUCAUCUCACGGGCUAGCUUGCUUGCUAUCGAAGGUCAGGGAACAGUGAGGAUCGGAUUGGAGCUACCGUAAUGGUAGCAAUCUCUAUGGCGCUUUUAGACUGUAGUCUGAGCAUAAUUAGAGUACAUGCAUCAGUCUCUACGUUGUAAUCGUUACCUCCAUAGGGGGUUCUCGGUGUGAUUUAAAAAAAUCGGUAAUAUUUUGCAUCCCGGUGAUUAGCUGUGUGGCUAUCUGCCUUGGCUAACGGCCACUCGGAGGGUGGCUCGCCUCGCUCGGCUGCUGAGAGCCCGGAGACAAGUCGAGGAAGGAAGCGGUGACUUGUGAUGUGGGCUGGAAUGAAGUGGCGAGCUGUUCAGCGAACGUAGAAAGGGCAGUAUUAGCCGAAGUAGAUUGGAUUCUAGUUUGUCUAGAUAGGGGCAUAGCACCAGUGAGGAAAGGUCGGAUUAAACACAAAUCAGGACGCUUGUAAUAGCUAGUUGGCUGAAUGAAUAGUGUCUCUAUUCGUUGAGACGGGAGCUGGUGGUAGAAAGAGAAAAAGUAACGCAACGAUAUUCUAUACGGGCUCAUAAGCACACAUUUUACUGCUCUGAAAGAUGGCUUCGGCGAGUGCUAUUGUCGCAUCUAUUGCGAGUAAAACGAAGACAAAGAAGAAACACUUCGUUGCCCAAAAAGUGAAGCUUUUUCGUGCCAGCGACCCUCUGCUCAGCGUGGUGAUGUGGGGAGUCAACCAUUCGAUAAACGAGCUAAGCCAUGUCCAGAUUCCUAUCAUGCUCAUGCCAGAUGACUUCAAGGCCUACUCCAAGAUUAAAGUGGACAACCACCUCUUCAACAAGGAAAACAUGCCAAGCCAUUUUAAGUUCAAGGAGUACUGCCCUCUGGUGUUCCGCAAUCUGCGCGAAAGGUUUGGCAUCGACGAUCAGGACUUUCAGAACUCUCUGACGCGGAGCGCGCCACUGAACAGCGAGUCCCAAGGGCGGAGCGGCGCCCGCUUCCACACCUCCUACGACAAGCGCUACGUCAUCAAGACCAUCACCGGCGAGGACGUGGCCGAGAUGCACAACAUCCUCAAGAAGUACCACCAGUUCAUCGUGGAGUGUCAUGGCAACACGCUGCUGCCUCAGUUCCUGGGGAUGUACCGGCUGACGGUGGACGGCGACGAGACGUACAUGAUCGUCACGCGCAACGUCUUCUCGCACCGCCUCUCCGUCUACAAGAAGUACGACCUGAAGGGUUCUACUGUUGCAAGAGAAGCCAGCGAUAAGGAGAAGCAGCCGCGCCCCCCAGAGGACGUGCCCCCGCGGCCCAAAUCUGGCAACGUUCAGCAAAGGCUGCAAACACUGCGGAUUGCCACGCGCUUUUACUGCGCAAUGAAACACGUAAGAGAUGCCAAGGAGCUGCCCACCUACAAGGACAACGACUUCAUCAACGACGGGCAGAAGAUCCACAUCGACGACGAGAACAAGAAGAUGUUCAUGGAGAAGCUGAGGAAAGACGUGGAGUUCCUGGCCCUGCUCAAGCUGAUGGACUACAGCCUGCUGGUGGGAAUCCACGACGUGGAGCGGGCCGAGCAGGAGGAGGUGGAGAGUGAGGACAACGAGGGCGAGGACGACGGCGAGAGCGACGGCGGGGUGGGCACGCCGCCCGACAGCCCCAGCAACACGCUGGACAGCGCCAAGCCGCUGUCGCCCGGCGAGUUCGACCCCACCAUCGACGUCUACGCAAUCAAGAGCAACGACGGCGCCCCCCGGAAGGAGGUGUACUUCAUGGCCGUCAUAGACAUCUUGCAGCACUACGACGCCAAGAAGAAGGCUGCGCACGCCGCCAAGACCGUCAAACACGGGGCCGGAGCGGAGAUCUCCACGGUGAACCCGGAGCAGUACUCCAAGAGGUUCCACGACUUCAUCACCACCAUCCUGUCGUAGCCCCCAGGAGUCACGCUGGAGGAAAGGGGGACGG